Molecule: messenger RNA, 658 nt
Organism: Orussus abietinus
Lineage: Eukaryota; Metazoa; Arthropoda; Insecta; Hymenoptera; Orussidae
Gene: Sem1
Product: 26S proteasome complex subunit SEM1
Exons: 3
Coding region: 92-328 (78 amino acids)
Biological process (GO): mRNA export from nucleus; proteasome assembly; double-strand break repair via homologous recombination
Cellular component (GO): proteasome regulatory particle, lid subcomplex; proteasome complex
Source: RefSeq, a predicted model, not a curated record
CUAGGUACAAUAGAUUCAUUGGUUGUUCAAAACGAUUCGUUUUUGUAUUGCUGGAACAGGUGAAACGUUAUUAAGUGAAAAGUUAGAAAUAAUGGCAGACAAUAAGACAGAUAAAUCGAAAGUAGACCUCGGUUUACUUGAGGAGGAUGAUGAGUUUGAGGAAUUUCCGGCUGAAGAUUGGACGGCAAAAGACGAGGAUAACGAAGAUAUCAGUGUUUGGGAAGACAACUGGGAUGAUGAUGAUGUGGAGGAUGAUUUCAAUCAACAAUUAAGAGCUCAACUGGAGAAACAGAAGGCGCAAGGUGAUCCUUCCUCAAAGGAUAAUUAGUUAGUACUGAAAUAGAAUUAUUCACAUGUAACUAAAUAUUUGUAUCUCUUAAUAUUCAAUACUAUUUAAAUAAUGUAAAAAUAUCCACUUUAAAUAAUUACGUACAUUACAUAUCAGUUGUGCUAUUUAAUAGUAAAUUUGUAUUAAGUUUCUCUUAAUCAUUUAUUAACAAUCAGGUACACAGCUUUCGUCUUUAUGGAAACAUUUUAUGAUUUACUCUUAUACAUAAGAAAUCAUUGAUAUUUUUGUACAUUAAUUACUCAAGUUUGUCAUGAAAUUAUGGCACAAUUUUCUAAACAUACGUCAAUAAAACCAACCAUUGAAUAUUUA